CACACACACACACAAGCCUAGUCUACAGCAUUAGUGAGUGCAUGAGAGUGUGGGACAGACUCUACCCUCCCACGGCCGCUCUGCGCCAACAAGGAGUUUAUUCAACGUUCCGUUACUGAUUUCUAUUUGUUUGUCACUAACCACGUAUCUACUCAGUCUUAGGAAUGCCAUGGCUACUCAGAACAACCAGGAUUACUUCAGGUCGGCCAGCAGCGAGUCCACCACAUACAUGAUGGUUCCGGCGAACAGCCGUGGUCGAGACUCGCCGUCAAAGUUAUGGAUCGCGAUGGUGGUGAUCGUGGUGGUCGUGCUGCAGAUCGCUUCGACCACCGGACUCUUUGUCUACUUAAACAUGUCUUUAUCGCAGGUUAAAAAUCAGGGGGUUACAGAAGAGCUGCGGUGCUUGGGAUUGCUCAACGCCCUGGAUAAAGACCGGGACAUUCCCGAAGACCUGGCCCAAUUGUUUGGAGAACCUUGCAUCAAGCUAGCCGAGGGUAUCAAAGCCUAUAUUUCCAAGGUUACAGACAGUAUCAUCUCCAAACAGGCUUUCCAUGAAGCAAGAGCCAUACCUCAUUCAUAUAAUACAUCAGGGUCGAAGUUCAUGACCACAGUGACACAGCGACCGUCAGCCCACCUGACUCUUAGCAGUCUACCAGUGGGUGCUCAAUACUUCACCCCUCAACCAGACCUGCACCAGUCCUGCCGCCACCCUGUACGUUCCUGGGCCAACCAGAGCUUCGGCGCCCAUCUGCACAACAUGACACUGGCUAAUGGACGCCUUCGCGUACCCCAGGGCGGUCGCUACUACCUGUACUCCCAGGUGUACUUCCGCUACCCCUCUCCUAGCGAGGGCGAUCAAAACAGCGUGAGCCACCAGCUGGUUCAGUGCAUCUAUAAGAAAACCUCCUACUUGAGACCGAUUCAGCUGCUGAAGGGAGUGGGGACCAAAUGUUGGGCUCCGGACGCAGAAUACGCCCUUCACUCAGUGUACCAAGGCGGGCUGUUUGAGCUGCAAGCAGGUGACGAGGUCUUUGUGUCCGUCUCAUCUCCCACAAUGGUGUACGGUGAGGACUCUUCUAGCUACUUUGGAGCUUUCCGUCUGGACCUGUAAGAACAUAUCAGAGGAGCUAAACCGGGACUUAUCCCAUUGGGAAAAGACUUCAUCGUUCAACUUCCCUUUCCUUAAGACUUUAAAUAUGUGAAGGAUGUGUGAAUGAGAGACAUUUCAGACAAGGUUAUUUCUUUUAAAGACAGAGGAAUGUAUGUAUAUUUCUACAGAUCACAUCAAAGAUGUGAAACUUUGAAACAGUAGCAAAAAACGAAGAGGAGAGACAAAAACUCACAAAGUGAAUCAGUGCCAAUGAACUCGCUCUUGUCCGCUGGAGGGGAAUAUUUUGUGAACAGCGGAUCUAAAACAGUUUUAAAAACAGAGAAAUGAGAAGAGAAUGAUGACAGCGGGAAUGUGGAGGAAAGAAAGAUGAGAGGGGAAGUAUGCAGCUCUGCCAGCCUCAAAGCAGCAUCCUGGCAGUUUGCAAGACUGUGGAAUUCUCCCCGUCCUGUCGGACCAGCGGAGCAACAUGCCCGGACAAGAAAAGGACCUAAAAAAGUUCACAUGCACACAUAAACACAGAGGAAUUCAGCUUGUUGCUGAAGAGCACUCAUUUUGUCAUUUAAGAGCACUCCUUUUCUUGAGUAUUUAUGGCUUCCAUGCAUACAAAACACAGCGAUAAGAUACAACACACAUAUACGUUUAGUCUCAGAUACAAAUCAUUUUUACAAGUCUCCCUCUGCUGUCUGGUCCAGGGUGCAGGAGGAAGUACUGUCAGGGAGGGACGCACAGAGACACGUGCUUCCCAGCUCACAUGGUGCCAGCCAUAUGAAAAGUUAAAUAAACACUACGCUACAUGGUUUGUUGAAAUGUCGCAGCCAUAUAAUGCUUCGUUUUUGCUAGUGUGCUGACAAGUGUCUCUUCUUAGUUGUACAUCCUUCUCUUUCUCUAUGUGGUUGGUUCAACCUGUGUAUAUAAAAUUGUAUUUAAUUCAGAAUCAUGAGGUUUGGAAAUGAAUGUACAAGCGUUGUAAUGUUCUCCCAUCAAAAUGAGCCUCACGCUGUAAACGUAAACGCUGUGGCGUUCUCCAAAUGAAACGGCGUUGUGAAUCUCAAGCCUGUUUUUUCUGAAGAAAAAGUUUUUGAAAGAGGAGAGGGUGGGGGUGAUUACUUUUUCACCAUAAAUGAUGGAGUGCUAUCACAAUGGUGUUUCUGAGAGUGAGAGCAAACACUCGCUUGGGUUUCAUUGUAAACCCUGAGCAUGUUUUCUUCUCUCUGGACUCUGCCCCAGUUUUUACUGAGAAAGUCAGUGAGCUAAAGGGCCCCUGCCAAGACAGUGCCUUAAAUCACAUUAUACAGCAAAAGUGAAUGAGCCAAGACUCUUAACUACGGUCAUAAUAUUAGUUAUACCACACAUUACAAAACUUCAUUCUGUCUGACUCUUAUCUGCAGUUAGUCUGGAUUAAGAAACUUGGAUGCUGAAUUAAUCCAAAGGGGGAGAACAAAUUAUUCUUCAGCAGGUUAAUGCUUUUGGUGCAAGUGCACUUCUGUCGACUGGUAUAAUGUGCCACAAUGCCAAAAUCUCUCUAUACAGGGUGCUUUUUUAUGUCUUAAGGGAAUGUGAUGUCAGAUAUCACUAGACUUUAUCUUCCAUUUUCACAGACAAGGCUUAAACCUAGUCCAGGACUAAAAUGCAUGUCUGGGCUGUUUUAACUGAAAGAAACUUGCACUGACUGAUCUUAAAAUAUGUCAGAUUCAUUGUUUUGUCUCAAGAUGCACACCAGUAAUGUUUUUUAUUUAAGGCAUAUUUCUAAAAACUACUUAAAUGUCCCAAUUGAACUAUAGCCUAAUCCUGGCUUAACCUAAGCCCUGUCUGUGAAACUGGGCCUGUAUGUGUAAGUGCCUUUGGGUUGUCGUUAUGCACUGAUCUGAGACCACGCUCAAUCUAAAUACUAAGUUUUAUCAUGUUAAGGGAGGUUCAAAGUAUGUUUUAGAUCAGUGUUGAAGUCAUAUGUGACCUCAUCAGUGCUUAUUACCCAUCAUUUCGCAGCCCAGUGAGACUUCGUCUGCUUAGCGAAAACAUGAACAUUUUGUCAUGUCGUUCCAAACCUGUAUGACUUUUUUUCUGUGGAACACAAAAUAACUAUUUUGAAAAAUUGUUGUGUUUUUGUCCAUACAAUGAAAUUCGAUGGGGUCCAUUGAAUUUCAUUGUAUGGACAGUGCAAAAGAAAAGAAAGUAAGUCUUACAGGUUUGAAAUGAAGGUGAGAAAAUGAUAAAAUUUUCAUUUUUGGGUGAACUUUCCCUAAAGGAGUCUGGAUAAUCCUACCAAUUCACACUGACCGAGCUCAUUAUCCCAGUCAAUCUGCUCCAGCCCGCCCAGGGUCUUAUGUGAGUGUGCACAUGUGUAUACAAGUUGAAAUAUGUACCUAUCUGUUCAACACAGGGGUCGUAGUGGGGUGAGGGGUGGCCAGGAAAGAGAAAUAUGGCUGAAUUCCAUCAGCUCUAGAGGAAUUACAGCAGGACUUGCCCUCUGAACCACAAAGAACCACAGUGUGAACACAGAAGACAAAUGUUUUUUAGGUGUGUACAUAAAUGAGUGUGUGUUUUUUAAUUAAAUGCUUGACUGGUUUCUAAAACAUGGACGUGAUGGUUUGCAUACUUUAAAUCUCACCGAGCUUUGCGGAGACUUUACAGGACUGCUGUGAAAAACUUGAGCGGGGCAGAACACAGUGAAAUCCAAUGAGCAACAUGAACUGUCAGUUGAUACAAAAGGACUAUUGUAUUUCCUUUUCCACUGAGGGUUUGUUAUUUUCUUUGUGAUUGUUAAAUUCUCUGACCACCAAUCUUUGGGACUGUUUUCCAUUUAAAAAAAGAUGCUAUGCACUGUUUACCAAUGUUGCGUCUCCAUCUUGGUAAGAAUGUAUUGAUAUCUCUCGCGCUCUCCCUUUAUUGUAUAAUUUUACAGUGUCCUUAAAACAUAAGUUCGAGGUGUCAUUUUUCAACAAUUAAAGUGCCUUUUUUUGAAUCUUGA
This is a messenger RNA of Cyprinus carpio (common carp), 4079 nucleotides long. Its product is annotated as tumor necrosis factor ligand superfamily member 10-like. Gene Ontology annotation, cellular component: membrane. Gene Ontology annotation, biological process: immune response. The record is from RefSeq and is a predicted model, not a curated record. Lineage: Eukaryota; Metazoa; Chordata; Actinopteri; Cypriniformes; Cyprinidae. Gene Ontology annotation, molecular function: tumor necrosis factor receptor binding.